Messenger RNA from Carya illinoinensis, 1071 nucleotides. RefSeq names its product protein FAR1-RELATED SEQUENCE 5-like. The record is from RefSeq and is a predicted model, not a curated record. The coding region runs from base 1 to 1071 and encodes 356 amino acids. The transcript has a single exon. NCBI's taxonomy places the organism in Eukaryota, Viridiplantae, Streptophyta, Magnoliopsida, Fagales, Juglandaceae.
AUGACACAAAGGAGUAAAAGAGAGAAAGAUGGGAGUAUCAAAUAUGUUACUCUGGGAUGCGCACGUGGUGGGAAGGCACGGAAUAGGGCGUCAAAUGUCUCGAAACCUCGGCCAACAAGCAAGACAGAAUGCAAGGCAAGGAUGAAUGUGAUGUUCAAGAAUGGAAAGUUAUGUAUCACAUCAGUUUUUAACACACACAAUCAUGUACUCAGUCCAAGAAAAGCAAGAUUCUUUAGAUGCAACAAAGAAGUUAAUGAAUCAGUUAUGAGGGUGUUGGAUACAAAUGAUCAAGUUGGCAUACGAAUGAAUAAGAGUUUUCAAGCUAUUAUGACUGAGGCGGGUGGGUUUGAGAAUGUACCAUUUGGAGAAAAAGAUUUCCGUAACUAUAUUGAUAAGGCACAACACCUGCGUCUUGGUAAAGGUGGUGCUCAAGCAUUGCUGGAAUAUUUUAGAAGGAUGCAGUAUAAGAAUGAUGGAUUUUUCAGCAUCAUGGAGGUGGAUGAGGAGGAUAGGAUGAGAAAUGUGUUUUGGGCAGAUGCUCGUAGUAGAGGGGCCUAUAACUAUUUUGGAGAUGUGGUAACAUUCGAUACCACUUACCUGACAAAUAGGUAUGGCAUGCCAUUUGCACCUUUCGUGGGUGUAAACCAUUAUGGACAAUCAAUCCUUUUGGGUGCAAGCGUUAUUUCAAGUAAGGAUACAGAAUCAUUUGUAUGGUUAUUCAAAAGUUGGCUUGAUUGCAUGGAUGGAAAAAUGCCAAAUACUAUUAUUACAGAUCAAGAUCGCGCAAUGAAGACUGCGAUCACCAUUGUUUUUCCCAACACGCGACAUAGAUAUUGCUUGUGGCACAUAUUGAAAAAGGUCCCUGAGAAGCUUGGUUCCCAUAAUCAAUACCAAUUUGGCCUGAAAAGUAAGUUAUUAUCUUGUGUAUAUGACUCCCUUACUAUUGAGGAGUUUGAGAAUUCUUGGAACAUCCUCAAGGAUACAUUCAACUUGCAUGAAAAUGCAUGGCUGCAAAGUUUAUAUGCAGAGAGAGAGUUUUGGGUGCCUGUAUAUUUAAAGAACUCGUUCUAG